Molecule: messenger RNA, 1266 nt
Organism: Peronospora belbahrii
Lineage: Eukaryota; Oomycota; Peronosporomycetes; Peronosporales; Peronosporaceae
Source: the annotation of a GenBank genome assembly
AUGUUGGCUCGAUGUGGCAUGGAACUUGUCGCUCGAAAGCAGUCUACAACGCGUCUGCCAGUCGCAAGAGCAACGUCUUGUUCUCCAUAUCGAUCAUGUGUGCGCUUCAAACGUUCAGCUGCAAAAUCUGCGCAUGGUGGCUCUGAUCGGAGUGCAGCACUAACAAUGGCGAUUCGACAGAUUGAAAGCAGCUUUGGAAAGGGUGCAGUCAUGCAAUUGGGAUCGACAAAAAUUGCCGAACGUGUGGAUGUAAUUUCAUCCGGAUCAUUAUCGUUGGAUUUAGCUCUUGGUAUCGGUGGCAUCCCAAGAGGACGAGUGGUGGAGAUUUAUGGUCCCGAAAGCUCUGGCAAAACAACGUUGGCAUUGAGUUGUAUUGCUCAAGCUCAAAAAACGGAGAGUGGAGUCUGUGCCUUUAUUGAUGCGGAACAUGCAAUUGAUGCUCAUUACGCCAAGGCUCUAGGUGUUGAUAUUGAUGCGCUAUACGUUUCACAACCAGACUCUGGUGAAGAAGCAUUGGAAAUUGCUGAUACGCUUAUACGAUCUGGAGCAGUGGAUCUUGUUGUACUUGACAGUGUUGCUGCACUUGUACCACGAGCGGAGCUAGAGGGUGAAAUGGGAGAUCAGCAGAUUGCUUUGCAAGCGCGACUCAUGAGUCAGGCCUUGCGAAAGCUGACUGGCUCGCUCUCUAAAUCCAACUGUACGAUUAUUUUCCUCAACCAGAUUCGGCAAAAGGUGGGCAUUAUUUUUGGAUCUCCCGAGGUCACGUCGGGUGGCACCGCAUUGCGCUAUUAUGCGUCAGUGCGAUUGGAUAUUCGACGCAAGACGGCCAUUAAGGAGGGAGACCGGGUUGUUGGUAACGAGACGGUCGUUAAGGUGGCCAAGAACAAGUUGGCCUCACCUUUCAAGGUUGCAAACUUUGACAUGAUGUUUGGGCACGGAAUCGAUCGCCAGUCAGAGCUGCUGGAGUUGGGUGUCCAGCAUGGUUUGUUGAAGCGUUCGGGCGCGUGGUACAGUCUUGCUGGUAGCGAAGAACCAAUUGCUCAAGGCAAGGCGAAGGCCAAGUUGUUCCUGCAGAAGAAUCCUGAAAUUGCGAUGGAUCUUGAAGGAAAGUUGCGUCACAUACUUUUUAAAUCGGUUGGGGCUGUGGAAAUCGCUAAUGUGGAUUCUACCAUUGAAGUGAUUGACAAGGAGGAGGAGUCCAAUGCUACCUCAAGCGAAGGUAUUGGCAGUGACAUUAGUAGUGAAGAUGAAAAGAUCACCAUGUAA